AGGCAGGUUGGGGUGAGAGUCGGGAGCAUAUAAAAGCCAGCAGCGGGCGGACUAGUCGGUCGGUACUGCAGAGCCGCUGCUGGAGUUUCGUUUUAAAGGGCCCGCGCGCCACCGCCCCCUCGGCCCGCCAUGCUGCUGCCUGUGCCGCUCCUGCUCGGCCUCCUCGGCCUGGCCGCUGCCGAGCCUGCCGUCUAUUUCAAGGAGCAGUUCCUGGACGGAGAUGAUUGGACCAACCGCUGGGUCGAAUCCAAACACAAGUCCGAUUUUGGUAAAUUUGUCCUCAGUUCCGGCAAGUUCUACGGGGACCAGGAGAAGGAUAAAGGGCUGCAGACAAGCCAGGAUGCCCGCUUUUACGCCCUGUCUGCCAGAUUCGAGCCCUUCAGCAACAAGGGCCAAACGCUGGUGGUGCAGUUCACGGUGAAGCAUGAGCAGAAUAUCGACUGUGGGGGCGGAUACGUGAAGCUGUUUCCGGGUAGUUUGGACCAGAAGGACAUGCACGGAGACUCGGAAUACAACAUCAUGUUUGGUCCUGACAUCUGCGGUCCUGGCACUAAGAAGGUUCAUGUUAUCUUCAACUACAAAGGCAAGAAUGUGCUGAUCAACAAGGACAUCCGGUGUAAGGAUGAUGAAUUCACACAUCUGUACACGCUGAUUGUGCGGCCAGAUAACACCUAUGAGGUGAAAAUUGACAACAGCCAGGUGGAGUCAGGCUCUUUGGAAGACGAUUGGGACUUCUUGCCGCCCAAGAAGAUAAAGGAUCCUGAUGCUGCUAAGCCAGAAGACUGGGAUGAGCGUGCCAAAAUUGACGACCCCACAGACUCCAAACCUGAGGACUGGGACAAGCCUGAACACAUCCCUGACCCUGAUGCUAAGAAACCUGAGGACUGGGAUGAAGAGAUGGAUGGAGAAUGGGAACCACCAGUGAUUCAGAAUCCUGAGUACAAAGGCGAGUGGAAGCCACGGCAGAUUGACAACCCAGAUUACAAAGGUACCUGGAUCCACCCAGAAAUCGACAACCCUGAAUACUCUCCAGAUGCCAACAUCUAUGCCUAUGAUAACUUUGCUGUGCUGGGCCUAGAUCUCUGGCAGGUCAAGUCCGGCACCAUCUUUGACAACUUCCUCAUUACCAAUGAUGAGGCGUAUGCAGAGGAGUUCGGCAAUGAGACAUGGGGAGCCACCAAGACUUCCGAGAAGCAGAUGAAGGACAGACAGGAUGAGGAACAGAGGCUUAAGGAGGAAGAGGAAGACAAGAAGCACAAGGAGGAGGAAGAGGCCGAGGACAAGGAGGACGAGGAGGACAGGGACGAGGAGGACGAGGAGGAGGACGAGGAAGAUGCCACUAGCCAGCCUAAGGACGAACUGUAGAGGCCACAGCACCCGACUCCAGGGCUGGAUGGACUGAGGCCUGAGCGCCCUGCCACAGAGCCGGCUGUUCCCAAUAAUGUCUCUAUGAGACUAAGAACUUUUUUUCCUGGGCAGGUUGAGAUUUGGGGUGGGUUUAGGUUUUGUCUCCUGACUUCCCCUCUCCCCCGUUUUCUUUUUGUACUGGUGUUUUGUCUUCAUUUCUCCUUCAGUCCUCCCCCCUCUGGCUUCUCAUUUUUGGAUCAACAUCUUUCCCUGUUGUCCCCUUCUCUUGUCCAACCCCUAGUUCCUACCCUCCAACUCCAGGAACAAGGUGUGGAGAAGCCCUGGGCUUGAGAUUCCAUUUGCUUUCCUUUCCUGGAUCCCAGAGGAGGGCAGGAGAAAGGGGUGGUGUCUUGGGCCCCCCAGCACUGAGGAAGAAUAGGGCUCUUAUCCCAUUUCUCCCCUGCCCCCAGGACUGGGACACUAGUAUGGGGCAGUGGGUUUCCGCUUAGCUCACACUGAAGAGUGUAAGAACUACAAACAAAAUUUCUAUUAAAUUAAGUUUUGUGUCUUC
Nannospalax galili (Upper Galilee mountains blind mole rat) is the source of this 1918-nucleotide messenger RNA. It is a transcript of the gene Calr, whose product is annotated as calreticulin. Gene Ontology annotation, biological process: protein folding. The transcript is spliced from 9 exons. Lineage: Eukaryota; Metazoa; Chordata; Mammalia; Rodentia; Spalacidae. Gene Ontology annotation, cellular component: endoplasmic reticulum; endoplasmic reticulum membrane. The record is from RefSeq and is a predicted model, not a curated record. Bases 130 to 1365 code for a protein of 411 amino acids. Gene Ontology annotation, molecular function: calcium ion binding.